Molecule: messenger RNA, 1899 nt
Organism: Lactuca virosa
Lineage: Eukaryota; Viridiplantae; Streptophyta; Magnoliopsida; Asterales; Asteraceae
Source: the annotation of a GenBank genome assembly
GGUCCUUCCAUUUAUGCUCGCACCACCAUGGUUUUGGCUUCAGUUCGUCGUAUACAUCGCCCACCGUGCUAUCUAUCGACACACCUACCACCAUCCGCCGGCUUUCAAAUCGAUCCGAUUUUCCGGUAGUCACGGCCAUUCCUCUCUCCGGAAGUAGAUCACCAUUAGAAUCGCGCAUAACAUAGUUAAUGAUAAGGAAGUUAUAGUAUGGGUUUGUCAUCUGCUGCUAUUACUACUCCCAGUGAAGCAUUGAAAUUUUGCAUAUUUGAUUUGAGAAGGGGACAACAUGAAGGCGAGGAACUGGAGAAGAUUUUGUUCUUCUUCCCGGCUGAUUUGCCCUUUCCAACUCAACUUUCUGUCAUUGGGCUCAGUGAAGGACUCAUCACUUUCACAAGAAUCUUUUCUCCUGAAGCAGCUUGUGAGGUUAUAGAAGCAGAACUACAUUCCCAUGUCUUCUUUGAGGCAGAGCCAGAUAUUUGGAUGGUAAUGGUGGUUGCAAAAAACAAAGAAACAGAAGCCAUAUGGAGAAUCGAAGCACUACGCAGUGUUCUUAAAGAAAUCCACUCUCUUUUCAUUAUGUUUCAUGGUUCUAUAAGAGUGUUACUUGAUAAAGAACCUGGUGGAGGAUUAACUCGUAGUCAUUUGUUCACCUUCAUCAUGGAUUACCUUAAUGAUUUUCUCAUGGGAAACAAAUUCGUUUUACCUAAUUUCCGUGAUUCUUUAAAGCAACGUGGAACUGUUCAGAUGUUAACUGUUGGACGUGAGGCUGCUAUUGAAGUACAGUCUCUUGUGGGAGCAUUGGAUUCAUGCAUGGGAAACACUUCAGGCUACUCAGUUAUCUUGUUUCAGGAUCUUUUGGUCUCUACAACACUAACCCCUGAUGACACUACUAAUCUGUUUUCAUACGCCACCUCAAGGUUGACCCCACGUGUUCUAUCUUCUGGAAGAAGUAGUACAUGGUCUUACCUCCGCAAAGGGAAUGCUGAGCUGGCGUCCAGGUCAGCAAGUAUCGGGUCAGGUUUAGAUGGGUUUCGGAUUGUGAGGCCAUUACAACAUGGGAAAUGGUCAAAAGGGAAAGAUGGGUUUCUUGUUACUGAUAUUUGGGGGGUAGAAGUUGGUAAUUUGGUACCUACAACCCCAACAUUAUGGCUUCAACAAACAGAGCAUAAAAUGUACUUAUGUGCUUAUCAACAUAAAAGCCUUACAAUAAUCUUACUCAUACCUGUUACCUCUAUGCUUAAUGGAGAAGAAGGGAUCUCCAUGUUGAAGCAACAACUUCUUGAAAAUGCGUCUGCAAAGAUUGUUAAAGUUGAGGAGAAGCUUGCAAAGGGAUGGGGUGGUGAGAAUGCUUAUCAUGUGAAAGGGUAUCGUUAUUUGCUAGUAGAUGGUGAUAGGAAUAUUUCGAGGGCAUCCCCACCUGGAAAAGUAACAACCCUAACAAAGGAAUCAUUACUUGCUAUAAAUAAGGUUAGAGAAGAUGUUGAUUUGGAGAAAAGCAGAGGAAAUGGGAAUAAUGAUGAUAAGGAUUUAGAAAUAUGCAUCAGAGCAAAAAACAAUGCAUGGGUGAUUGCUAGGUCUACAAGAGGAAAGGAACUUUAUAUUGUUCUUGAAAAAGCCAAUGAAACUCUUCUCUAUGCCUCUGAAGCCAUUGAGAAGUUCAGUGACAGGUACUGCAAUGGAGCCUUUUCAUUGGAUUAGUAAUCACUGGAAUGAAUGGUAGAUGAUGUUAUAUGUAUACUGUAAAAAAAUAGCAUAGCAAGUUAAACCCAAAAUUCAUAGAAUUGUUGAUUGUUAUGGUGAUGAACAUGGAAAUGUGGUUUGCUGGUUAGUUGUUAUAAGCGUUACAUAGAUGGUGCUAAAAAUCUUUAUAAAAAUAAAGUUGAGUUCUUAUGUACUCAA